Prunus avium (sweet cherry) is the source of this 1655-nucleotide messenger RNA. Its product is annotated as putative CCR4-associated factor 1 homolog 7. Gene Ontology annotation, molecular function: poly(A)-specific ribonuclease activity; nucleic acid binding. Lineage: Eukaryota; Viridiplantae; Streptophyta; Magnoliopsida; Rosales; Rosaceae. The record is from RefSeq and is a predicted model, not a curated record. Gene Ontology annotation, cellular component: CCR4-NOT complex.
GCUUAAUCUUAUCCCUCAUCAGUAUUUGACAAAAGGCAAUUAUUGAUCCUGAGCAAAGCACGGGAAGACGAAACGUGGUCGUUUUGUGCAUUUGGGGAAAAACGGCGGCGUUUCGUGGCCUUCAUCCAUUCCUUGGCAACAUCACUUUCUCCUUUCGGCUGUGUCCUCACAGUCGUUAAGAACCCACCCUAGUAAAGGUCUCAAACCACGUUCUUCCCCAGACCCAUCUCUCUCUAUAUCUCUGGGUCCGUUGACCUAGAAGUUUUAUUCGCGGAAGACCAAAUCACUGUUUUCAAGUCCCAGAUCUGUUAAUCUCAGGCCUGAAUUCCACAAAUCAAAGAUCUCAGUGGAAUCACAAAGUCGCUGUCGUUUUGGUGCUCAAUCCGUAAGAUCCAGUUCAGGUUCUGAGGUUCUUGACUGCUUGUUAAUCCUUUAUUGUAAACCUGUUGGGUUUGUUCUAGAUCUGGUUGGAGCGUUAAAACGCCGUCGUUUUGGACUGAACCAAGUUGGGGUUUUCUCUUUUGGGAGUUCAAGACUCUUUAGGCUUUGCUUACAGAUCUGGGUUUAAUAGUAUUUAUCGUCCUGUUGCUUGAUUUGAUAAAUUGGAAAUGUCGAUUUUACCGAAAGGGGAUUCGAUUCAAAUCCGAGAAGUGUGGAAUGAUAAUCUUGAUGAAGAGUUUGCUAUAAUCCGUGAGAUUGUUGAGACGUAUAAUUAUGUUGCUAUGGACACCGAGUUCCCCGGCGUGGUUCUUCGCCCGGUGGGGGCCUUCAAGAACAUCAAUGAUUAUAACUACCAGACCCUGAAAGACAAUGUCGAUAUGUUGAAAUUGAUUCAAUUGGGUCUCACUUUCUCUGACAAGAAUGGUAAACUUCCCGAUCUCGAUACCCAGAACCAAUACAUUUGGCAAUUCAAUUUCCGUGAGUUCAAUGUAAGCGAAGACAUCUUCGCUAGCGAUUCGAUUGAGUUGCUGCGCCAAUGUGGGAUUGAUUUCAAGAAGAACAAUGAGAAGGGAAUUGAUGUGAAGCGGUUUGGUGAGCUUUUGGUGUCUUCAGGGGUUGUAUUGAAUGCUGAAGUGCAUUGGGUUACUUUUCAUAGUGGAUAUGACUUUGGAUACUUGCUUAAGCUAUUGACUGGUCUGAGUUUGCCCGACUCCCAAGCGGGUUUCUUUGAAUUGAUCAAGGCCUUCUUCCCAGUGGUGUAUGAUAUCAAGCAUUUGAUGAAGUUCUGCAAUAGCCUUCAUGGUGGGUUGAACAAGCUUGCAGAAUUGUUGGAGGUGGAAAGAGUUGGUGUGUGCCAUCAAGCAGGCUCAGACAGUUUGCUUACAGCUUGUACGUUUAGGAAAUUGAGGGAUACCUUUUUCGGUGGCACAGCUGAGAAAUAUGCUGGUGUAUUGUAUGGUCUCGGUGUUGAGAAUGGACAGAGUACUAAUUGAAAGAAAAUAAUUGUCAAAAGAUUGAUGGAUAUUUGUAGACUAUUUGAGUGUGAGACAUGGUAGUUUUCUCUGUACACUUUCGCAAAAGAAUUGUUGUUUUAGUUUUAACUUUUUCCUCUUUGCUUGCUUGUAACAGAAACCUUAACUGGUUAUGUAGCUCCGAGUUUCUUGUAUAUUAUUGCAGUUAGUGUUUCAAUAAAAGUUCAUGACGUUUUCUUUUAA